Messenger RNA from Schistosoma haematobium, 3842 nucleotides. RefSeq lists its product as uncharacterized. The transcript is spliced from 16 exons. The record is from RefSeq and is a predicted model, not a curated record. Gene Ontology annotation, biological process: regulation of DNA-templated transcription; DNA repair. Lineage: Eukaryota; Metazoa; Platyhelminthes; Trematoda; Strigeidida; Schistosomatidae. The coding region runs from base 78 to 2756 and encodes 892 amino acids. Gene Ontology annotation, molecular function: transcription coregulator activity. Gene Ontology annotation, cellular component: nucleus; SAGA complex; NuA4 histone acetyltransferase complex.
CCUUGUUAGCUUUGUAGCGAGGGCAAUUCGGAUGGUGAGCUACUUCUCAUUCCUGAUCAUAAUAAACGCAUUUUGAAAUGAGACCUGACAGUCUUUGUGGCAAAAUAUCGGCGAAGAUCAAUAAGCUAUUUUGUGAAACUACAGACUUGGAUGAACAGUUAAGAACUGGUCACGAAAUCUGUGAUUGUUUAGAGAAUGCGGCCGCGGAGAGAGAAAUUCAGGAUCUAACAUUCGUAAUUCACGAUAAGAUACAAUAUUAUCUGAUGUCAACAAUGCCAGAUAACUUACAAGAGUCUGACACUCAACAGCUUCGUCGUUUAUGUCUUGAAAUCAUCCAGAAAAUCCCAAAUGGUGAUCAUUUAAGACCUUUUGCUCGAUCUCUUCUUGAAAUGUUGUUUAAAUUAGUGGAAGUUGAAAAUGAAGAUAACGUUCUUGUUUGUGUGAAGCUGAUUAUAGACAUCCAUAAAUUUUAUCGACCAUCGUUCUCAAAUGAUGUCUCACGGUUUUUGGACUUUGUGAAGGAGGUGUACAGUGACCUAAGGUUUCGAGCCAACAAGAUUUUUGAGCCAAGGUUAAAGUUGGAAGUUCCUGCCAUUUCCGAUGUUGAUCUUGAAGCAGAAGUUCUAAAUGCAUACACAGUUACAAGUGUUUACACACAGGAGCUUAAAACUGAUGGUACUUUCAUGGUUUACCACAUUCUCCCUAAAUCUGGGUUUUCUUUAAAAGUCAUGCAAGAGAUUCCUAUUUUAGUGGUCCUAAUGUACCAGCUAUUCAAGCAACAUAUACACCAAGAUGUUUCUGAUUUCAUUCCAUUAAUAAUGGAUUUCAUCAACCUCAAACCAACAGAAGAACAAAAGAAAAAUGCUAACUUUUGUCAAGAAGUGUUCAUUGAUUUUAUGGCUGCUCAGGUGAAAACUUUAUCGUUCCUCGCCUACGUAAUUAAAAUAUACCAAGAUUUGGUUGAGCUACACUCGGUCAGCCUUGUUCAAGGCAUGAUGAAUUUGUUGGUCAAUUGUCCUCCUUCAGUAACGAAUAUGCGUAAGGAGUUUUUUAUUGCUGCUCGUCAUAUUCUCAGUGCACAGGAAAUUCGUCCUAAAUUUCUUCAAGUUUUGGAUGAACUUAUGAAUGAAGAAAUUUUAAUUGGACAAGGAUAUACCAUUCGUGAUGCAUUGAGGCCAUUGGCUUACAGCACAUUAGCUGAUCUCACUCAUCAUAUUCGUAGUUCUCUUAGCCUUUCUAAAAUCGCUCGUGCCAUUGAUGUUUAUGGUCGCAAUAUGCAUGACCAUACACUCCCGUUUUCAAUCCAGCAGAUGAGCUUACGUUUGAUACUAAAUCUGGUUGAGUGUAUAAGACAACGAGCAGUUUCAGCCACAUCCGCUAAUCAAGGGGCAUCAGCCACAAAUGCUGAGGACCAGAAUAAUGAGGUUUUUUCCGGAACUGCGAGACGUCUGCUUUUGCAGACAUUAAAUUUGUGUGUGUUAAAAGCUAAGGUGGUGGCAGAUCACUACAUACCUGCAUUAGAGUCUACAUGUGUAUUGGAAACUGGUGAAGAAGUAACGUCCAAUUCAGCGAAACAGCGUCCAAGGUCCAUACAUGCUUAUCUUUUUGCCAAUAUUUCCUCUUUUUCGAGUGAAUUAAACGAAGUUGGCUCAUUUACUGAUAAAAGUGUCCCUGCUUCAGAUUUUUCAAACAUUCUAAAUUCGGGAACUGAUGCAUCAAAAGUGCAUGAACCCCGGAUCGUUGAACCGUUGGCUAAAUUACAACUUAGCUACACGGAUGUCCGGACUCUUGUAAAAGCACUUAUCACUGGCAUUCGUACUGUAAUGACGAGCAUGAUCCAAUGUCCACAUGAUAAUACACUUCAGACAAAUAAUGUCGCAUCAGUUUCUUCAACAUCAUCAAAGCAAUCGCUUUCCAAUAGAAUUCUUAGCCCAGAUGAGUUAGUAGUCUUAACAGAAUAUUUCUCGUAUGGAAUGCGUAUGAUCGACAUUGUACAGUUUGUUAGCCGAGAUGGUCGACUAUAUUUAAGAAGCCAGCCAAGUACCAAAUCUCCUGAUGAACGCCUACUUAUUGAGACAUUUGCCCUAACAUUUGCUCAAUUGAAUCCAAUUUCAUUUCAUGAAAUUUUUUCUUGUAAAAUUCACGAUUAUGUUGUUUGGUGCAAUCGCAGCGCAUCCUACACUAAUAUUGCGUUACAUUUACUAUCUCAACCAAAUAAAACAUCAUAUUUUGGUUAUAUUUUGUUAUCCUAUCUAGUUGAUAGAUUAGAACGUUUGGGAGAUGGCACCAAUGAAUCUGCACUUUAUAUGCGAUUAUUAAAGUUAUGUUUCAGUUCUGUAAAUAUGUCUGGCACAGAAAAUGAAUUAGUUAUGAAGCUUCAUUUACGCCGUAUCGUUCAAGGCAGCAUGCAUUACUGCCUUACAGCUAAAGAGCCUACAGCAUAUCUCACUUUAUUACGAACUCUUUUUCGGUCAAUAGGGGGCGGAGCACAUGACAAACUUUAUCGUGAAUUUUUUCCCUUACUACCUGAAAUGUUAACGACGUUGAAUCGUUUACUGCGUUCACCACAUCGUUCGAAUGCUCGUGAUCUAUUGGGUGAACUGUGUGUUAUUGUCCCAGUUCGUUUGUCCACAUUACUCCCCUAUUUGUCUCUGUUAAUGGAACCGUUAGUUUAUGUGCUGAAUUGUAAUACUGUCAACCAGGUAAAUUUCGUUUUGUUAUUUUGCUUGCUUACCGUCCAUUUUAAACUGAAAUAAGAUUAAGAUACAAUUUAGAAAACAUUAUCACUCAGCAAAAUCAUAUCUAUUUUCCGUUUUUAAUCUCUUCUAAUAAUAUGUUUUUGCAAUUCAAUUUAAUUAGGAGGACAGAGAUGAGGUAGUUUUGUUAAGAGUGAUGACUGAUCUUAACCCAGUUAGUAAUUAAUCGUUCCAGGUAUGGUAGUUAAUUCGAAUGAUAAGUUGAUUUAUCUAAUUAGUUGGAUUAACAGUGAGCAGCACUUUGCUCAUAAAAUCCCGUUAUUAAUAAAUAAUGGCCAUCUAAUGUUUUAGCAGUUGUAUCAUAUUUGACUCUUACAAUAUGCCUGAAUGUUGUGUUAAAGAUAAGUUCGUAGUUGUUGCUGUUCUCCACUGGAAAAAUCUGUAGUUAAUGUUCAAAAAUAUAUAUAAGUUUUGUAACUCACUUAUCAAAUCUGUGUUUUAAAAAUUUAGACAACGAAACAGAUGUUUUCUUUCUUAACUUCAAUGACUUAUCAAAAAAUUGUUGGCAAAUUUCUUAUGUUUCACGGUCUAUGGAAGAAGCUCGUAUUCAUAUUUAGUCGCAUUAAUUAAUCUUAAUCUCUUCAAGCCUUUCACUUUCCAUCCAUGUUCAAGUUUUUGAUGCUGUGAAGCAUUUUGGUUUUAGGAUUACGGAGUCUUCUGUUUGGUUCAUUUAACCUUCAGUGACCCUAAUUUAAUAAUACUCAAUGAUACUAUGCUCUAUGUUGGGCGGUAGCUAAAUACUUACAUCUGACUUUCUUUUAGUGGGUGCAGAUUUUAAACCAGUUUGCAUCUACUUCUAUUUAAUGAAUCAUAUAGUAUCGUCAUGCCUCACAAAGAAUUUGACUGAAGCCCAAGAACAUUUAAUUGGUUACUUUGUAAUUUUAAUCUUAAAUGUUUGAAAUAAAAAGACAAAUUAUUGCUUUUCAAUCUUGAUUUAUAUCAAUUCAUUAUUAUUUUGUUAAUGUAAAGGGUCUCCGUACUCUUGAGCUUUGUGUUGAUAAUAUGCAACCAGAUUUUCUUCAUGAUCAUUUAUAUCAAGUACGUGGGGAUAUGUUAUUGGCGUUGUACAAUUCACUUCAUUCACCC